Messenger RNA from Rhodotorula toruloides NP11, 2517 nucleotides. Its product is annotated as pre-mRNA-splicing factor CDC5/CEF1. The transcript has 8 exons. The coding region runs from base 1 to 2517 and encodes 838 amino acids. Lineage: Eukaryota; Fungi; Basidiomycota; Microbotryomycetes; Sporidiobolales; Sporidiobolaceae. Gene Ontology annotation, biological process: mRNA splicing, via spliceosome. The record is from RefSeq and is a predicted model, not a curated record. Gene Ontology annotation, cellular component: spliceosomal complex; Prp19 complex.
AUGAGGGUCGUCAUCAAAGGUGGUGUUUGGAAGAACACCGAGGAUGAGAUCCUGAAGGCGGCUAUCUCCAAGUACGGCAAGAACCAGUGGGCGCGUAUCUCGUCGCUGCUCGUCCGCAAGACGCCCAAGCAGUGCAAGGCCCGCUGGACCGAAUGGCUCGACCCGGCGAUCAAGAAGACCGAGUGGUCCAAGGAAGAAGACGAGAAGCUCCUCCACCUCGCCAAGCUCAUGCCGACCCAAUGGCGCACCAUCGCCCCUAUCGUCGGGCGCACCGCGAACCAGUGCCUCGAGCGCUACCAGAAGUUGCUUGAUGAAGCCGAGCGUGCGGAGAAUGAGGAGCUUGGGCUGGCGGGCGUGGACGAUGCGGGACCGAGUGCGGACGAUGUCAGGAGGUUGAGGCCGGGUGAGAUUGACCCGGACCCUGAGAACAGGCCGGCGAGGCCUGACCCGAUCGACAUGGAUGAGGAUGAGAAGGAGAUGCUCUCCGAGGCGCGCGCGAGGUUGGCCAACACCCAGGGCAAGAAGGCCAAGCGCAAGGCUCGUGAGCGCCAGCUCGAGGAGGCUCGUCGACUCGCUAUCCUCCAGAAGAAGCGCGAGCUCAAGGCUGCGGGUAUCUUGAUGCGCGCCAAGCCGAAGAAGAACGGGAUGGACUACAACGCCGACAUUCCGUUCGAGAAGCAGCCUGCGGCGGGCUUCUACGACACGAGCGAGGAGCAAGCGAAGCGAGUCGCCGCUCCGACGGGCAAGACGCUCCGCGAGCUCGAGGGCCACAACCGCAAGAAGGACCGCGAGGAGGCCGAGUCGCGCGAGAAGAAGCGCAAGGCGCGCGAAGCCAAAGACGCCAAUGCGGAUGCCAUGUCGCACUUCGUCCCGACGAAGGAUGCCCUGCUCCAGCAGCGCAGGGAGGAGCAGCAGAUUAGCAAGAGGAGGAAGUUGGCGCUCCCGGCGCCGCAGGUGGGCGAGCGCGAGCUCGAGGACUUGGUCAAGAUUGGACGGGCGGGAGAGUCGGCGAGGGCGAUGGUGGACGAGAGCGGGAACGAGGCUAGUCAGGGCUUGUUGGGAGAGUACUCGGCUUUGGCGAACGCGAAGGACGCGAGGACGCCCAGGACCGCCCCGCAGCACGACAACGUUAUGGCCGAAGCGCGCAACCUGCGCAACCUGACCGCCCAGCAGACUCCGCUUCUCGGCGAGGAGAACACGCCCAUGCGCGAGCUCGUCGGCCGCACCGGUUUCGAAGGCGCCACGCCUCGCGGUCAAGUCGCUGCUACGCCGAACCCCCUCGCGACACCCUUCCGUGCCGGCCAAGCCGACGUCUCGGCCACUCCCGCCUCGAGCGUUGGCGCGACUCCUCUCCGCACGCCCGCUCGCGACAGUCUCUCGAUUAACGACGAGAACGCCUCGAUGUACGGUGCGACCCCUCGUGACCAGCGACACCACCUGAACGACGUCAAGCGCCAGCUGCGCGCGGGCUUCUCGACGCUCCCUCAGCCGAAGAACGAGUUCGAGCUCGUCUUGCCCGAGGAAGAGGAGGAGGCUGCGGCUGUCGAGGCUGCCAGUGCCGAGGUGGCGGAGGCUAUGCGGAUUGAGGACAGGGCUGAGCGGGAGGCGCGUCUCAAGGAGCUGCGCGAGAUUGAGGAGAGCAAGGAGCUUGAGCGACGGAGUCAGGCGGUCAAGCGGGGCUUGCCUCGUCCGAUCGAGGUCGACGCAGCAGCCAUGCUCGCCCAGCUCGAGCUCGAGUCGGACGAUUCGGACGCGCCGGAGCAGGACAAGUGGCGCCGCGAGGCCGAGCGCGCCGUCACCAUUGAGAUGAUCCGCCUCCUCGAGCACGACUCGAUCGUCUACCCCGUUGCGGGCAGCAAGCGACCGGGCGGAGGCAAGUCGACGCUCCCCCGCAUCGCCGACGAGGAACUCGCGGCUGCGCGCAAGACGGUGCACGACGAGAUCGCGCAGGCCGUCGGCUUGCCUGGCGCGUCCGAGAAGGUCUUGCGGCGAACGGUCGCGCUCUCGCCAGAGGAGUUCGACAAGGCCUGGCGCCCGAGCUACGACCGCCUCGCGUACGACGCCAAGACGGACCGCUACGUCGACAAGGAGUCGCUGUCUGACGCCGACCGGAUCGCCGGCUUCCGCGCGCUGAUCGAGUCGAACCGCGACAAGAUGGCGUCCGAGUCGGCAAAGGCAGCCAAGGCGGAGAAGCGACUCGGCCAGCUCCUCGGCGGCUACGUCGCGCGGUCGAAGACGCUCGCAGGCAAGCUCUCCGAGAACUACGACGACCUCGCACGGACGCGGAUUGAGCUCGAGUCGUUUGCGCGGCUGGCGACGAACGAGGAGGGCGCGAUUGUGCGCCGAACGGAGGCCUUGCGCGACGAGGUCGAGAAGCUCGAGCGCAAGGAGCGCGACGGCCAGAUGCGCUUCAAGGAGCUCCUCGACCUCAAGGAGCGACUCGAGGCAGAGGUCCAGGAGAUGGAGUACGCCGAGGCGGAGCGAAUCAACGAGCAGGCGCUUGCGAUGGAGGAGUGA